GGGUGUUCGGGUCCAGCCUGCCUGUGACGGUGAAUGCAGUCAUUUCGUCGACGCUCACUCCUGCAGACGGGAACCACUGCACUGCAUCACUCCUCUGCUGUGUCCUCUCAGAGCCACUGGUUCUUUUUUCACUAAAAAGGAUCACAACCAUUGUUUUUCAGUUUAAAUUCAACAUUUUUAACCACCUGAAUCUCCCUUUGUGGAUCGCUGCUUCUCACCUCAUGGGGCUGUGGAUUGUUGUGCUCACGUCAUUGCUGGGAGUCCUCCUUGGUCAAGGAGUGCAGCAGCUCUCUAUAGAUGACUGCUGCAAAGAUGGCCAGAGCCGUGCCAAUGAUAACCAAGCCUGUUCGACCCUCCCACUCAUCUCCGAAUCCCCGACAUGCAGAACCCUGCAGGAGCAGUGCUGUGUUGCAGUGCUUGAAGACAACAUGUGCACCACCGGCAUCACUGUGGCCAAAGAACAAGGAGCAUGCGAUUUCUUGUUCUCCAACACCUGUGAGACCAAGACCACCAAGAUGUGCUGCGACUGUUGCCUCCUGGCGAAGACAGGCCAGGAGCAGGGACUUCCAUGCGACCACAGUUUGUCUCUGGGCUACCAGUGCGGCCUGGUGUACCGUGCCUGCUGCGUGGAUGGAACGCCUGACAAUCAGACAGCGUCCACCGGUCAGACUGAACUGCCAAACAAAGACGAGACCACGGACACCGGAGACAACUCAGUAUUAAGUGAUGAGUGCAAUGGAAAAUGCGCUCAUAAUUGUGUGAGUAAUGAUACCUGCGGCUGCUUCAAAGGCUACAAACUGAAACCGGAUGGAAAGAGCUGCGAGGACAUUAAUGAGUGUUUGCUGGGUACAAGCAGCUGCCGACCGGGUCAGCGCUGCAUCAACAUCGACGGCUCUUUCCGCUGCCAGAGAGAGGUCAGCUGCGGAACCGGCUAUGAACUAACGGACGACAACAAUUGCAAAGAUAUUGACGAGUGCGAAACCGGCAUCCAUAACUGUGGCCCAGAGUUUGAGUGCCAAAACACUCAGGGCUCAUUCCGUUGUCUCCCCAAGGUCAAAUGUGGUGCUGGUUUUAUCCAAGAUGCACUGGGCAGCUGCAUUGAUAUCAAUGAAUGCGUUAGCCAGACCGGCCCGUGCCAAAGGGGGCAGCUGUGUAUGAAUACAGUGGGGUCAUACGUCUGCCAGAGGAACUCCGUCAACUGCGGAAGGGGCUACCACCUCAAUGACGACGGCACACACUGCAUUGACAUUGAUGAGUGCAAAGGCCCCGAAACAGUGUGCGCGGGUCACGACUGCAUCAACACAAUGGGCUCCUACCAUUGCAAGUGUAACAAUGGCUACAACUUCAACAGCAUCAGUCGCCUCUGUGAGGAUCUUAACGAAUGCAGGCACUACCCCGGACGCCUCUGUGCUCACAAGUGUGAGAACACACCAGGGUCCUACAAGUGCAGCUGCACCACAGGUUUCAAGUUGUCCAUGGAUGGCAGGAACUGUGACGAUUUAAACGAGUGUGAAAGUAACCCGUGCAGUCAAGAAUGUGCCAAUGUGUAUGGCUCCUACCAGUGUUACUGUCGCCGAGGUUACCAACUCAGUGACACUGACGGAGUGACGUGCGAAGAUAUAGACGAAUGUGCCCUGCCUACCGGAGGUCAUAUCUGCUCCUACCGCUGCCACAACACACCCGGAAGCUUCCACUGUUCCUGCCCCGUUAGCGGCUACACCUUAGCACCCAAUGGACGCGGCUGCCAAGAUAUUGAUGAAUGUUUAGCUGGGACACACACAUGCGCAGAGAACCAGAGCUGCUUCAACGUGCAAGGCGGAUUCCGCUGCCUGUCCUUCGAUUGCCCCAACAACUACCGCCGGGUUGGGGAAACUCGAUGUGAACGCUUGCUUUGCAAUGAGUCUGUCGAGUGCCUGGCCAUGCCGCUGAGAAUAACCUACUACCACCUCACCUUCCCCACCAACAUCCCCGUAUUCACCAACAUCUUCCGCAUGGGCCCCUCCCACAUGGUGCCGGGCGAAGACAUCCACAUCGCCAUCACCUCGGGCAACGAGGGCGGCUUCUUCAAGGCGGAGCAAGUCGCCGGCGGCGGCGUCAUGUCCGUGGCGAGGCUCUUCGACGGCCCGCAGGACUUUGAGCUGUCCGUGGAGCUGGGGUUGCGUCGCUACGGCACGCUCAGCACGUACUUGGCCAAAGUGAUGGUGUUCGUCACGCAGGACGAGCCCCGCGUCAUUUACAACCCGCUGCUCGAAUAAGAACAACAGCUCACCUAGGCUUGCUUGCGAUUUGUUAUCUUUACUGCGCUUUAAUCAGAGUUAAGACAUUUUCAGAGAAUAGGAAUUAUUCCAAGAAAAAAGCUGUACUAUAACGAGAACAAAGUUGGACUUAUAAGAGACAUGCAGUAGUCGUAAUUCUACUAAAAUAAAGUCGAAAUAUUAAAAGAAAAAGUUGAAAUCUUAAGAGAAUGGUCAUAGUUUUGCGAGAAAUGUUUUUUACUUUACAAGAAUAAAGUCACCAUUUUCAGAGGAAAAAAAGUUUUAAUUUUGCUUGACUAUAGCCGCAAUUUUACAGGAAAAAAGUUGCAAUAUUACAACAAUGUCAUAAUUUUAAGCAAUAAAGUAGUAAUUUUUCCUUAUUGCAAUGAUAAAGUACUAAUUUUACAAGAUAAAGGCAUACUUUUAGAAGAAUAAAGUUUUAAAAUGGUGAGAAAAGUUGCCCUUUCACAAGAAUAGUCAUUAUUUUACAAGAAUAAAGUUGUAAUUUUUACGAGAAUAAAGUCGGCGUAUGGUUGCCCCAAAAAAGACGUAAUAUUGAAGAGAAUGAAGUCAUAAUACGAUGAGAAUAAGUUGCCAUUUUCCAAGAAUAAAGUAUAAUUUCACGAGAAUAAAGUCUUAAUAUUACGAGAAAAGGUGGCACAUUUACCAGAAUACAAUUGUAAUUUUAUGAGAAUAGUCCAUCCAUCCAUUUUCCACUUAUCCCCACAAGGGUCGCGGGCGUGCU
Messenger RNA from Phycodurus eques (leafy seadragon), 3000 nucleotides. It is a transcript of the gene fbln1, whose product is annotated as fibulin 1. The transcript is spliced from 15 exons. Gene Ontology annotation, cellular component: extracellular region. Gene Ontology annotation, molecular function: calcium ion binding; peptidase activator activity. NCBI's taxonomy places the organism in Eukaryota, Metazoa, Chordata, Actinopteri, Syngnathiformes, Syngnathidae. Gene Ontology annotation, biological process: extracellular matrix organization. The record is from RefSeq and is a predicted model, not a curated record. Bases 222 to 2255 code for a protein of 677 amino acids.